This is a messenger RNA of Laetiporus sulphureus 93-53, 1473 nucleotides long. RefSeq lists its product as uncharacterized. The record is from RefSeq and is a predicted model, not a curated record. NCBI's taxonomy places the organism in Eukaryota, Fungi, Basidiomycota, Agaricomycetes, Polyporales, Laetiporaceae. The coding region runs from base 1 to 1473 and encodes 490 amino acids. The transcript is spliced from 2 exons.
AUGUCUGCGGGAAACUCAUCUCAGCAAGACGCUCACUAUGAAGCUUGCCACCGGGUGCUGGGCAUAAAUCAGCUUGUGGACCACAUCAUUGGCUCUAUCGGUGAUGAUCGUCGCGAUCACAGAGGAACAAUGUACAAUUUGGCCCUCACCAACAAGACUUUGGCUGACAACACCUUUCGCCACUUGUGGUCGAAGAAGGAAGGCAUCAUCGAUUUCAUCAAGCUGCUUCCCGACGAUAUGUGGAGGGAAGCAGACUCUCUGAAAGGCCGUGGCAAAACGAUCGUGCUUCUCCAGGUUGAUUUCGAGCGUGCAACACGGCUCCGAGGCUAUGCACACAAUUUGAUAGAGUUCAUCUGGCACAUGUUCAACGAGCUCCCUUCGAGUCCAUCGAUUUAUCAUUUCUUUGACAACAUGCCUGAGGGCUUCGUCUUGUUCCCAAAGUUGCGCACUGUACACUGGGAAGGUUGCACCCCUGGUUCACUCGCCCUCCUCCCUGGCAUCCUGGGCCCAUCCGUGAUAGAGCUACAUGUCUCCGACUACAUCCCCGCAUACGCAUGUCACUUCGAGUGCAUACCUAAGCGAUCCCCCAAUCUGCUGCUGCUGGAGAUCAGCAGAUCAACGAUCCCCCUCAACUUAUGCGAAGAAGAUCCCUUUCCCCAUGCCAUCCUAGACGGCCUGAACCUCAGCAACUUCGAGAUAGGUUGUCAGCUCUCCGCACAGGCCUUCCUCACGCUAUCCGCUAUGUCUCGUCUGGAGAAUAUCAGCCUCACGAUCGACGAUAAUGAUGAGUUUGCAUACCUCGACUUUCCCUCCGACGUGCCAUGCCUCCCAUCCCUACAGUCGAUCAACGUCGACACGCCCCUCCUGGAUGACUUCUGUGAGGCACUGGUUAAGUCCACCAGCUCAUCGACGCUGGAAGAUAUCCGCGUUCGAACGAUGUGGCCCGUCGAGACAGACAUGGUCUCAGCCCUCGCGCAAGCUGCGUCGGCCCACCGGCUGCGCAGCUUCGCUCUCAUCGCAGGCGAUGAGGUAUUUGACCAGGACGUGCCUGAAUCCGAGUACGAGGUCACCCUCAACACGCUGUCGCCGCUCCUGCAGAUCUCAUCAAUGAUAGUUCUCCACCUCGAGAUCGGGUCUCUGGCGCUCACGCCCGGACUAUUUCACAGAUUUGGCCGUGCCUUUCCAGUACUGGAAGAGCUAGUGCUGUACGUGUCUCCGACACAGUGGCCGACGCUGGAUGCCUUGACGAUCAUCGCGGAUGCGUUUCCUAUUCUCAGGAGAGUUGUAAUACCGCUCAGCGUGCGCGAUAUACCCCCUAUCCCCAAUGACUGGAAAUCUUCUUCGAUAGUGUACAUGAUGGAGAUAAAAUCGGGGCCCGUGCCCGACCAAACGGCCCUCGCUGAAUAUUUGCAGACUGUGUUCCCUCGCCUACAAACCCCUCGGCAUACCAUUAUGGACGACGUCAUCCGUUGA